GGCGCAGGCACAAUGAGGGAAGGGAGAGGCAGCGUUUCCUCAUGAUUGGCUGCACAAUCUCCAGCCCACCUUGUGCAAAAGCAUCAUUAUGUGUCUCACCCUAGCAACCAGGAGAGAGGAGCUGGGAGACAUAUAGGGGAAUCCUCGGAGUGGGAUCCACCUGCAGAAAAGCCGUAUUUCAUAUUUAUAUAUAUAAUUUGUUUCAGCAGGCGGCUGCACCUCUGUGUCUCCUCUUCUUGCAGCCCUAGAGGCAACCUGCAAACAUGAGUCACCCAUAUAUCGGACCCCUCUCAGCUUACAACAGCCUCACAGACAAACAUCUAAAAGGAUAUUUUAACAAUACCCGGAUUAGAAGACAUCUUAAGAGUGCUGGCCUGAUCACAAGAAGCGGCCGGAUACUGACAGAGAAGGAAUACAGAAUUAAUGCCAUGCGACGGGACCACCAUAAGUACAUCAGGGAAUGUCUGGCCCAGGCAAUAUUUCACAAGGUCCUUGAUAUAGAACGGCGCCACCAAAUUGAUAUAAGACGAAAGCUGGAAACAUUUGCCAGGAAAGAACGGGUUCAAAGGAUUAAGGUGGAUCAUUCCAAGAAGACUGAAGAGGAGACGUUCCCAGCAUUCUCUCCUCACCCCCCUACAGGACCUAAAAGUGGGACCAACCGGCAUCGGACAAACCACGACCAUUCCGAUUCAUCGGACUCUUGUUCUACACCCCGACCAAAGACUGCACCAAGCCUUAUGCAGCGCCCGGCACGGCUAGAGCCUCUACCGGUAUACUCUUCAUCCGGGAAUGUACCAAAAAUGUCCACGGCUCCACGGCAAAAUUACUUCUUCAAUGAGGAAGACCCUCGAUUCACCAGCGUGACUGAUAAAGAUAUCAUGCGAGCAAUGAGCACCAAGGAACAUUCCAUGGGAAUUUCUCCGUAUCGGCUUCCCAUCAUUAACAACUUUGUGAUGCCUGUUCCGCCACCCCCUCAGAAACACCCUAAACAGACAAUGAGCACAUCAUCCAGAGGGAGACGCUAUCGUCCCAUCACUGCUCCUAACGGACAUGAGAUCCCCUCUAAGGAUACCGGAAAGUUUCAUAAAACGUCCUUGCACAGUAACGUGAAGAUUACCAUGGUCUACCUGGGGACAAAUGUGCAUUUAUCACACGAGUACGAUGACUACAGGGAUGACAUAAAGGUCUUCCAGCAGCACUGUGGGGGAGAAAACCUCUGCGUUUUUAAAGGAAGACUCCUGGAAGACGAGCGCUUUACGUUGGUCUCCAGACGGCACCGCGGCUUCCCGUUCAGCCUCACCUUUUACAUUAAUGGGAUCCAGGUGGACCGGUUAAGCUCUUGCUGUGAAUAUAAGCAUCGCAAGGGAGCGCGGCUUGGGGGCAAAAAUGGAUAUUUCCGGUUCGUCAACAUCGAGGGAGCUUCUCCUUGUUACAGGUGCAUCAUUGCAAUGGGCCUGGAUAAACAGCCAUCUCCACCGCCAAAGAGCAGGACAAAGCAAGAGAACAAGGAGGAUAAGGACGAGGAGGAAGAACCUGAGGUUUCUGAGACCAUUUACUAUGAUGAAGUUGAUCGUAAAACAGUACAAACACGAGCAGUCAAUGAUGAUGAUGACGACGAUGAGAAAAUAGAAGAUAAAUCAAACAUGGACUAUGAAGAUGAAGGAGAAGAAGAAGAAAAGAACCAGGACACCAAGACGGACGAGUACGAUGCAGAUAAUGAAGCCAAGGACGACUAUGAUGAGGAUUUUGAAGCGGAAGAAGACAAACCUGAUGAGAAACUUAAUGAAGAAGGACAGGUUGAUGAUCAAGUGAAUGAGAAGUCAAAGUCACCCUCGAAUGAUGAAAAAGAUGAUUUAAACCAGGAAGGGGGAAGUAGCGCGCCAUCAAACACUGCGCCAGAGGCUGGUGACAGCGAGAGAGAUGAAACAGAUGGGCGUUGUGACAGCGACGACGGAGAGAAUAAACAAGGAAAACAUAGCGUAGCUGAAGAGGAUAUGAACUCAGCUGCAAGAAAAAUCCAGAUUCUUUAUAGAGAACGUAGAGUUCGGAAGCCGAACAGUCAGAGGAAUAAAACAGAUAGGAAACACGAGGAAUCCUUUUCAUCGAACAGCUCAGUAGAUAGUAGCUCAAGUGAAGACGGCGCAGAUAGCGAUGAUGAUGAUGAUGAAACAGAGGGUGUCAGGAGAAAAACUUCUAAGGAAACGCUAAAAGAGUCGGACGAUCAUUCCGAAGCACAAACUCAUGUAGAGAAGGAUCCCGAGCCGGAGGAGGCGGCGGAUGAGGGAGAUGAGCCAACGGAGGCACGUCCUGAGGAAGAUGACUUGGCGGAGAACGAGGACGGUGACAUGGAUGAGCCGCAGGAAGACCUAGCAAAGGACGAACAGGAAACGGAUGGCGUCAGUCUGGCCGAACAAGAGCAGAACAAUGAGAGUGCAACUUUAGGUGACAUGGAUGAGGACAGGCCAGAGGUAGAGGAUGACUUAGUUAAUAAGCGGGACAGUGAAGAGGAAGGUGACUGCAAAUCCGUCCAGGAAAAAAUAGCAGAGGCUAUUGGCAGUAAGCAACAUCUGGAUUCCGAGCCGGAACCUAGUGACUCAAGUACGGACGAAGAGGACAACUUUAAAGGCAUCUUCACUGCACAUAAACUUUUGGUUGAAGGUGCUGUACUAGAUAAACCGGGUACAACUUUUCUGGAAGAUAAUAUAUCAAAGCAAAUGGGAGGCGAACAUGGAGAACUACAGGGAUCUUGUACAACUGUGCUAGCAGGUGACAUAAAAGAUGGAGCAGGAGAUUCAGAUCAAAUAAUGGUUAAUGAAGAGGAAGAAUUUGAAAUACGAAGUGAAGAUCUAUCAAAAGAAGCAACAGAACUUGAUUUAGAAGCAAACAAUGCCCAAUUAGUGGAGACAAAUGAGGACAGAGAUUUGGUAGAUAAUAUGAUUUUACAAUGUGCCAGUGCAGAAUUACAAACAGCAGGGCUUAAUGUUGAGGACUCGCAAAGAGAGAGCAUCAAUGAGGAACAUACCGGUCAAUCAGGUGAUGUAAAUGAUGAGAAUGAAGAAGCAGCUGGUGAAGUAGAUGAUGUGACUGAGGAUGCACCAGGCGAACUAGAUGCCGAGAAUGAGGAUGCGAAAGGUAAAGUAGAUGGCGAGAAUGAGGAUGCACCAGGUGAAAAAGAUGCUGAGAAUGAGGGUACACCAGGUGAAGUAGAUGCUGAGAAUGCACCAGUUGAAGUAGAUGCUGAGAAUAAGGGUGCACCUGGGGAAAUCAAUGCUGAGAAUGGGGGUACCCCAGGUGAAGUAGAUGCUGAGAAUGAGGGUGUGCCAGGUGAAGUAGAUGCUGAAAAUGAGGGUGCACCAGGUGAAGUAGAUGCCGCAAGUGAGGAUGCACCAGGUGAAGCAGUUGCUGAGAAUGAGGAUGAACCAGGUGAAACAGUUGCUGGGAAUGAGGAUGCGCCAACAGAAGUAGAUGUUGAGACUGAGGAUGCCCCAGGUGAAGUAGUUGCUGUGAAUGAGGGUGCCCCAGAUGAAGUAGAUGUUGAGAAUGAGGAUGCACUAGGUGAAGUAGUUGCUGAGAAUGAAGAAGGCCCUGGUGAAUUAGUUGUUGAGAAUGAGGUUGCACCAGAUGAAGUAGAUGCUGUGAAUGAGGGUGCCCCAUGUCAAGUAGUUGCUGAGAAUGAGGGUGCCCCAUGUCAAGUAGCUGCUGAGAAUGAAGAAGCAUCUGGUGAAGUAGUUGUUGAGAAUGAGGAUAUACCAGGUGAAGUAGAUGCUGAGAAUGAGGAUGCUCCAGGUGAAGUAGAUGCUGAGAAUGAGGAUGCUCCAGGUGAAGUAGAUGCUGAGAAUGAGCCAGGUGAAGUAGAUGCUGAGAAUAAGGAUGCACCAGGUGAAGUAGAUGCUGAAAAUGAGGGUGCACCAGGUGAAGCAGAUGCUGAAAAUGAGGAUGCACCAGGUGAAGUAGAUGCCGCAAGUGAGGAAGCACCAGGUGAAGCAGUUGCUGAGAAUGAGGGUGCGCCAGGUGAAGCAGUGGCCAAGAAUGAAAUUGCAUCAGGUGAAGUAGAUGCCAAGAAUGAGGGUGCGCCAGGUGAAGUAGAUGCUGAAAAUGAGGGUGCGCCAGGUGAAGUAGAUGCUGAGAAUGAGGGUGCGCCAGGUGAAGUAGAUGCUGAGAAUGAGGGUGCGCCAGGUGAAGUAGAUGCUGAGAAUGAGUGUGCACCAUGUGAAGUAGGUGCAGAAAAUGAGGGUGCACCAAGUGAAGUAGGUGUCAAGAAUGAGGGUGCACCAGAUGAAGUAGAUGUUGAGAAUGAAGGUGCACCAGGUGAUGUAGAUGCCGAGAAUGAGGAUGCACCAGGUGAAGUAGAUGCUCAGAAUGAGGAUGCUCCAGGUGAAGUAGAUGCUGAGAAUGAAAGUGCUCCAGAUGAAGUAGCUGCUGAGAAUGAGGAUGCACCAAAUGAAGUAAAUGGUGAGAAUAAGGAUGCACCAGGUGAAGUAAAUGCAGAGAAUGAUGGUUUACCUGGGGAUGUAGACGCCGAGAAUGAUGGUGCACCAGGGGACGUAGAUGCUGAGAAUAAGGAUGCACCAGGUGAUGUAGAUGCUGAGAAUGAGGGUGCGCCAGGUGAAGUAGAUGCUGAGAGCAAGGGUGCACCUGGUGAAGUAGAUGUUGAGAAUGAGGGUGCAUCAGGUGAAGCAGAUGCUGAGAAUGAAGGUGCACCAGGGGAAGCAGUUGCUGAGAAUGAGGGUUCACCAGUUGAAGCAGCUACUGAGAAUGAGGGUGCACCAGGUGAAGCAGAUGCUGAGAAUGAGGAUACCCCAGGUGAAGCAGAUGCUGAGAAUGAGGGUGUGCCAGGUGAAGCAGAUGCUGGGAAUGCACCAGGUGAUGUAGAUGCUGAGAAUGAGGAUGCACCAGGUGAAGUAAAUGCUGAGAAUGAGGAUGCACCAGGUGAAGUAGAUGCUGAGAAGGAGGGUGCACCAGGUGAAGUAGAUGCAGAGAAUGAGAAUGCGGCAGGUGAUGUAGAUGCUGAGAAGGAGGGUGCACCAGGUGAAGUAGAUGCUGAGAAUAAGGGUUCGCCAGGUGAAGUAAGUGCUGCAAAUGAGGGUGUACCAGGUGAAGUAGAUGCUGAGAAUGAGAAUGCACCAGUUGAUGUAGAUGCUCAGAAUGAGGAUGCGCCAGGUGAAGUAGAUGCUGAGAAUGAGGAUUUACCAGGUGAAGUCAAUGCUGAGAAUGAGGAUGCACCAGGUGAUGCAGCUGCUCAUAAUGAGGAUGCACCAGGUGAAGUAGUUGCUCAGAAUGAGGAUGCAUCAGGAGAAGUAAAUUCUGAGAAUGAGGAUGCACCAGGUGAAGUAGAUGCUCAGAAUGAGGGUGCACCAGGUGAUGUAGAUGCUGAGAAGGAGGGUGCACCAGGUGAAGUAGAUGCUAAGAAUGAUAAUGCAUCAGGUGAUGUAGAUGCUCAGAAUGAGGAUGCGCCAGGUGAAGUAGUUGCUCAGAAUGAGGAUGCGCCAGGUGAAGUAGUUGCUCAGAAUGAGGAUGCACCAGGUAAAGUAAAUUCUGAGAAUGAGGAUGCGCCAGUUGAAGUAGUUGCUCAGAAUGAGGAUGCUCCAGGUGAAGCAGUUGCUCAGAAUGAGGAUGCACCAGGUGAAGUAAAUGCUGAGAAUGAGGAUGCGCCAGGUGAAGUAGUUGCUCAGAAUGAGGAUGUGCCAGGUGAAGUAGUUGCUCAGAAUGAGGAUGCACCAGUUGAAGUAGUUGCUCAGAAUGAGGAUGCACCAGGUGAAGUAAAUGCUGAGAAUGAGGAUGCGCCAGGUGAAGCAGUUGCUCAGAAUGAUGCACCAGGUGAAGUAAAUGCUGAGAAUGAGGAUGCACCAGGUGAAGUAGUUGCUCAGAAUGAGGAUGUGCCAGGUGAAGUAGUUGCUCAGAAUGAGGAUGCACCAGGUGUAGUAAAUGCUGAGAAUGAGGAUGCGCCAGGUGAAGCAGUUGCUCAGAAUGAUGCACCAGGUGAAGUAAAUGCUGAGAAUGAGGAUGCACCAGGUGAAGUAGUUGCUCAGAAUGAGGAUGUGCCAGGUGAAGUAGUUGCUCAGAAUGAGGAUGCGCCAGGUGAAGUAAAUGCUGAGAAUGAGGAUGCGCCAGGUGAAGUAGUUGCUCAGAGUGAGGAUGCACCAUGUGAAGUAAAUGCUGAGAAUGAGGGUGCACCAUGUGAAGUUAAUGCUGAGAAUGAGGAUGCGCCAGGUGAGGCAGAUGCUCAGAAUGAGAAUGCGCCAGGUGAUUCAGAUGCUCAGAAUGAGGAUGCGCCAGGUGAAGUAGAUGCUGAGAAUAAUGGUCAAAAUACAGAUGACAAUGAGGUUGAGCACACGGCCUCUUCAGUGGCACAGAUAGACAAUGAUAAUGAUGCCACUAAAAUGAACAAUGAAGCUGCUGAUGCAGGGACUGAAGAAGAAUUAAAGGAGAAAGAUGCAGCUCAAGAACCCACAGAUGUGGAAGAGGUUGGAGGCGCACAGGAAUCACAUGGUGACGGCACAAUACCUGGUGUCCUGACUAGCGCUGGGGAAAAUGUGGAAUCAGCUGAAAUAAGAAAUGAGGGAUGAGAAUGUGUUACUGAAUCCCAGCUAGAGAUGAGCGCACUCCAAGUCAGUCGCUUGGAUGAAGAAAAAUAAUAACAGAAGACUGCGGUUUUAUUUUGUGGACAUAUUUUUGUCGCAGAUAUUUUACAGUUCUGAUGGAAAGCAAAGCCGAGUAAAAAUGUGUUUUUUUAAAUAUUUUUCUAUACAUAUUUGCAUUAUAUAAACAGAGUUCUAUAUAUAUAUAUAUAAUAUUUUAAUGUAUGAGAAUUUACAGAAAAAAAUCUAAAUCUCAACUCACAAAAGUUGAAAAAAAGAGGAAGCACUUUCAGGUAUUAAUGCAUCUUGUUUACAGAAGCCUGUGUUCCUGUUCUAGACAUUUAUUUAUUUUGUGGGUCAAUUGUGAGAGUUCUGAGAUAUCCAUUUAGCACAGCAAUCCUAGUAGGAAUGGUAAAUAUACUUUAUUGUCAUUGCAGACGUUUGAUUAUUCCAAAUAUUAUUUCAUCUCUCUCUAUCUCUCUCUCUAUCUGUCUAUCUAUCUAUCUAUCUAUCUAUCUAUCUAUCUAUCUAUCUAUCUAUCUAUCUAUCUAUCUAUCUAUCUACAGUAUCUAUCUAUUCACACUAUACUGAUUUAAAUUAUCUGUUACGUGGUCGUAAGUGGGUUCUUUUCCCAAAGAUCUUACAACGUAGCAUCAAAAUCACUAAAUGUCGCUUAUGUAAUGAAAAUCGUCAGCAAGGUCAAAAACUGGAGCUUUAAUUGUGAGAGAAUUACAGAAUUAAAUGUAAAAAUGCAAUCUAUGUACUAUUCAGCUGAAAAAUAUACACUUAGGGGAGGUGCUUAUUUAACUAAGCAGGCAGUGACUGACAGCUGGGCAGACUUGCUCUGCAAAAGUGCACAGUGUGGAUUGGUUAAUUCAUAGACAGGGCGGGGCCAGUGCUAUUACAUACAUACUGUCCUGAGGUUGGAAUGUCACUAAGGUAUGGGGGAGACCUUGUCUCGUUUUCUAUUAUGCCCCUCCGGAGGGCGCUACCUAACCUGAUGGGCACGGGUGUGGUGCCACAUUAUCAUCAUUGUGGGCCCUACAACCCCGCUAUUUAAAGCCCAGUUCGUGGGAUUUUACACUGCACAUAAUCGCGAUUCCGCCCCUCUGUUCAAAACCGUGAUUUGUGGUAUUUUACAGUGGGGGGCACAAUUCUGUGGAAAUUGCAAAAACACCAAAGACAAUUAAGUUUUUGUGAUAUGAUUGACCGUGUUGCUGUGUUGGGACCCACCAACAAUAAUUCCCAGAGUGCAUUUGUGCAGAGCAAGUCUACAAGCUGGUCACUCAAACUCUGCUGAUUCUGUAAGAGAAAGACCGCUGUUCUGGCGUUGAAACUUUGUGGGGGCAAAGGGUGAGGGCAAAGAGUGAGUGCAAAGGGUUCUCCGUAUUGGGGCACACCUUCAAUCUUAACAGUACAAUAAAACUUUUGUUGGAUUAAAAAAUAGGGAGCUACCGUAGCACUGCUGUAUUAGUGUGAACGUGAGCUAAAUACAUAUCAUUUCUCAUCUACGGUUAGUUAUACCCGGUCUGUGAUACAUAGUCAUUUCCAAAUAGUGGGUUUAUUUUUAAUAUUUUAUUUAAUCUGUAAUAAAAAAAAAAUGAGCAAGAACUGGCAGCUGCCGCACAUUCCAGGGUUUCAUGGUGGAAAGCUUUGAUACCGCCGUAGACGCGAAGCUGAUAUGCAAACAGGCUUCUUCAUGUGGAACGUUUCCAGAUAUUAUUUUUGGAACUCCCAUCGUUAGAGUCGGUCUUAUUACUGAGAAAUGACCUUGCGUGACCUUCCUGGGGUGCAGGCAGCGAAAGAGAGUUUUGUAAUGAUUAUUUUCUUACUAAGUGAAACCAGCAUUUGCUUCUGCAUCAGUAUAGCUAAAUAUACAAUAAUAUGACAUUAUUUUAUGCCUGGCAUACUCAUUAGCAGCUGUCAGUGUUAUACAUUUUGGGCUUUGGCCAAUGUUAUGUUUGUGUGAAUCUCGCCAGACUCCUGGGAACUUUCUAACCGGCAAGUACUUUAGGUUUUGAAUAAGUUAUAUAUUGAUGAACAAAAAUGAAUAUAUAGAAAGGAGACCCAUUUUACUGCUAUAUCUGACAAACAGGCAUCAUUAAUAUGUAUACUGGCUCAUGAUAAUGUUGCUGAGUAGGGGUAGUUGAUGCCUGAUGCCAUAUUCUGCCACAUUAUUGUACCAGAAAGACAAGUACUGUAUCUUACAGUUUGAUCAUUAAGCUGGAGUAAUGUUUGCAGGUUGGCGGUACGGGAUUCUAUGCAGAACAUACACGUGGCCAGCAGGGGGCAGUUGCUCUGAUAUAACGUUACUCAAAAGGGACUGUGAGAAAUCGAUUCGGCCAUCGGUCAUCCUCCCAGUGUAAGGCUCUCAGAAUGCAGGGCACCCGUGUGAGAUCAAGGUCGCUCAUGCCACAAAGUUCAGCUCUUUAGGUCCCAAACAAAGUGAAGCUACAUUAUUACCUAUUAAUUAGGAAGCGUCAAGUGUCUGCAUUAUGGGGAAAAUAAGCAGCGAGAUUUACAGACUUCAUAUAGAAAAGGUAGAGCACAAAUAAUGGAAGUGAUUCCCCAUCCGAGUGAUGCCGGGAGUGAUUGACCACCCUAGUGAUGCUGGAAGUGAUUCCCCACCCUAGUGAUGCCAGAAGUGAUUGGCCACCCUAGUGAUGCUGGAAGUGAUUCCCCACCCUAGUGAUGCCAGGAGUGAUUGGCCACCCUAGUGAUGCCAGGAGUGAUUGGCCACCCUAGCAAUGCCGGGAGUGAUUGCCCACCCUAGCGAUGCCAGGAGUGACUAGCCACCCGAGCGGUGCCAGAAGUUAUUCCCCACCCUAGCAAUGCCGGGAGUGAUUGGCCACCCUAGUGAUGCCGGAGUGAUUGGCCACCCUAGUGAUGCCAGGAGUGAUUGGCCACCCUAGCAAUGCCGGGAGUGAUUGCUCACCUUAGCGAUGGCAGAAGUGAUUGGCCACCCUAGUGAUGGUGGAAGAGAUUGCCCGCCAUAGCGAUGCCGUGAGUGAUUGCCCACCUUAGCGAUGCCAGAAGUGAUUAGCCACUUGGCUCAUUCUCCACCAGUUUGGCCACCUGUCUAGAUGGCCAAAUACGACAUUGAUACUAUUACUUGGGCCAAGCGGCAGGAUUAGAGUACAGUAGAGGGGUGAUUGUGUCAUACAGUAUUGCGUCUAUAACAGAUCUGAUCAUUGUGUAGUAAUGCGGUAUUAUGGGCACUGUGGUUCUGAGUUACACUUUUUAUUUCCACCACCUUUUUACCAACCAAUAACAAUUAAUUCUGUAAUACUGGUUACAGCUUCUGUUUGAUUUAGUUGCAAUUUUUAGGGACACUUUCAAAUGUUUUACUGAAAAUAAUGAGGACUUGCUGCAAUGUUACAUUUAUGUUUAUUAGAAGAUUACAAAAUAGUAUUUUUGUUUUAACAAUGGAUUUCUCUGUUUUUCAUGGUUUUAUUUGUGUUACUUCUAUUGUUAUGCCUCAAAUAAUAAAAGUGUUUACUGAGACCGAA
Messenger RNA from Pseudophryne corroboree (corroboree frog), 10087 nucleotides. RefSeq names its product glutamate rich 3 (gene ERICH3). The transcript has 16 exons. NCBI's taxonomy places the organism in Eukaryota, Metazoa, Chordata, Amphibia, Anura, Myobatrachidae. Bases 264 to 6566 code for a protein of 2100 amino acids. The record is from RefSeq and is a predicted model, not a curated record.